This is a messenger RNA of Strongylocentrotus purpuratus (purple sea urchin), 4639 nucleotides long. Its product is annotated as abl protein tyrosine kinase. The record is from RefSeq and is a predicted model, not a curated record. NCBI's taxonomy places the organism in Eukaryota, Metazoa, Echinodermata, Echinoidea, Camarodonta, Strongylocentrotidae. Bases 1460 to 4459 code for a protein of 999 amino acids. The transcript has 10 exons. Gene Ontology annotation, biological process: regulation of apoptotic process; protein phosphorylation. Gene Ontology annotation, molecular function: non-membrane spanning protein tyrosine kinase activity; protein binding; ATP binding.
UUUUUUCAUUUUUUUUCUAAUAAAGAUUUAUCAAAAGGGAGUUCAAAUGAGAUUUAUACAAAUGAGACCAAGGUAAAACCCUGGGGUUGAACUAAUAGGAGAUACUUUUCAUAGACAUUAUUUGUAAUGUGAAAGAGACCAUUUUCUGCUUCAUCUUCUGGGUCAGAGCACCUCAGCAGGCUAGGCGGGCAGGAGGUAAUGAAUUCAGCCAGCCUCCCGUCAGUCAGCGCAGAUAGCAUGCCAAAUAGCAUGGAUUAUCGACCACAGCCAAAGAGCCACCCUCUUAAUCGCGCUACGCUCUCUGUCAAGCAUCCAUUCAAGCCGUGAGCUUACACCGAGGCUGAGCUCAGGAUUGUACCAGGAGUCUUUUAGGAUCACCUCUUCUCCUCCUUGUUUCCUCUCGGGCGGGGAUAUUUCCUUCGGGAAUAGAAGAUAGCAAGACUUCUGUCUUCACCAUUCUUCAAGAUCUUUCAUCACAACACGGACAUGUAAAUACUCCUCAGGUCUGUCUAUGUAUUUGGAUAAUGGUUAUCCCAUCACAAUCAUCCUGGAGUCUGAGUGGUGGAGAAGCCUGAUAAGGUUUUGGGAGGCAGGCUAUCUCCGACCCCCCUGGGAGAGCUGUGGUCAACUGAUCUAGGUCCCUCUGGAGGAAUUGUUUACAUCACUUUUUGUCUGAGCUGCCAUCCUUAUCUAUCCCAGGGGUCUACUCUGACCCACUCAAACCCACUCUGGUCUGGAUGACCAUUGGACAGCCAGUAUCUCUUGACUGGACAUUACUGGUUUUAGUGUGCUAUUGUGCUGUACUUAUUAAUCGUCACUCCAAAAAUAUGCCUAAUCGUGGAACCAUAAUCUUUGACUUUUGAUGUCUCGGAGAUGAUAACAUUCUGAAUUGAGAGGCACACAAUAGGACUUGUGGUUUAGCUUUGAAGAUUGAAGUCAGACUAUUUUCAUGUCUGCUGUCUGACUUGUAUAGUAUCUAUUCAGCUUGGCUCCAGUCAGUCCAUGUUUACUUUGUGUGCACACAGCUCAGAGGCACACAAUGAGGUUUGGAUACAUCCAUGGAUGGGAUGACUCUGCUAGCUCUGUGCUGCUUUCAUUUGGGAGUUUGAGAGCUUAUUCGAUAAUCUACCUUGACUAUGAACUAGACAGUUAUCGCCAAUUCUAGAUCAACUCAUUCUUGAAUCUUGCCUUAAAUCGUGGAACAUUCUACAGCUAGGAUACGUUUUAUAUGAUUGGAUUUUUAAAUCAACUUUCUUACGCUGCUGCUCUAGAAAAAAAGAAGCCACCACCAUCUUCAUCUUUAUCAAACAGUGGAGUCUUGUCAUGUACAAAGCUUUGAUCUGUUCUCUGUGUGGAUAUCAUCCUAUUGCAAUGGUUGGCUGAUAUAGUCGUUCUCAUGAGAGGUUUCCCAGUGGAUGAUAUAUAACUUUUACUCUUCGGUUAAUUUAUCAGUGUCACCAUGGUGAUUUGUGAAUUUUGUGCAAAGCAGCAGAAGCGGAGGAGAGAUAACUUCCCUUCUGACACGAUCCAGUCACGUCCUCUACCCAGUACCCCAACCCAUGCUACAUCACCAGAUAUCGCUGGAUGGAACUCAACUGAAGAUGUCUGCGGUGGUGACGAGCACGAUCCUGACCUCUUUGUGGUCCUCUACGACUUCAACGGCGGUGUCGAGAACCAGCUCACUGUCAGAAAGGGUGACCAUGUCCGGAUCCUUGGCUACAACAAGGGCGGAGAGUGGUGCGAGGCGAAGAAGCUCAAGAACGGUAAGACGGGUUGGGUGCCCGUGACGUACGUCACCCCCUUCAACAGCCUGGAGAAGCACUCCUGGUACCAUGGUCCUAUCUCUCGCAACGCGGCAGAGUAUCUCCUCAGUAGCGGCAUCGACGGCAGCUUCCUGGUCCGAGACAGUGAAAGUAGUCCCGGUCACAGGUCGAUAUCCCUCCGCUUCGAUGGUCGGGUGUACCACUAUAGAAUCAGCAGUGGUUCGGAUGGAAAGGUAUUUGUCACGACGGAGAGCAAAUUCAGUACCAUCGCCGAGCUGGUGCAUCACCACUGCAAGCAAUCGGACGGCCUCAUCACGACGCUGCGCUACCCUGCAGCCAAGAUGCAGAAACCCAUCAUCUAUGGCGUGUCCCCACUGCCGGACGAGUGGGAGAUCGAGAGGACGGACAUCUCCAUGAAGAAUAAGCUGGGAGGGGGCCAGUAUGGGGAGGUGUAUGAAGCCAUCUGGAAGAAACAUAACAAGAUUGUUGCUGUCAAGACACUCAGGGAAGAGAACAUGAGAGUGGAUGAGUUCCUAAGAGAAGCAGCGGUGAUGAAGAACGUCAAGCAUCCAAACCUUGUUCAGCUAUUAGGUGUAUGCACAAGAGAGCCUCCCUUUUACAUCGUAACAGAAUUCAUGCCGUAUGGCAACCUGUUGGAAUACCUGAGAGACAACGACGAGACAUCACUGCCGGCUGUCACGUUGCUCUACAUGGCGACGCAAGUUGCGUUUGGCAUGAGCUACUUAGAGAAAAAUAGUUUUAUUCAUAGAGAUUUAGCAGCAAGAAACUGCCUACUAGGUGAGCACCACCUACUAAAGGUUGCAGACUUUGGUCUAGCCCGGAUGGUCCAGGGUGAGAUCUACACAGCUCAGGCUGGGGCUAAGUUCCCCAUCAAGUGGACCGCUCCAGAGAGUCUGGCCUACUACAAGUUCUCCAGCAAGUCUGACGUAUGGGCGUUUGGGAUCCUCCUGUGGGAAAUCGCGACCUACGGGUGCUCCCCCUACCCUGGUGUGGACCUCCAGCACGUCUAUGGCAAGCUGGAGCAGGGCUACAGGAUGGAGAGACCCGAAGGCUGUCCUACGGAUGUCUACAAGCUCAUGCACAAGUGCUGGGAGUGGAGACAUACCGACAGGCCCUCAUUCACUGAGAUCCAUGAAGAGAUGAACAACAUGUUCCAGAACAGCAGUAUCAGCGAGGAGGUGGAGAAAUCCCUCCACAGAAGAGGGAAGGAUCCUCCUACCCUGCCGGCCAAGAAGAAGAGCGUCAGGAGAGGGCAGCCGACCAACGAUGUGGAGCCUCCUCCAAGGAGCAAGGAAACUCACCCUAUUGUGGAUGCAGUAAAAACCUCCACACCUCCCGCAUCACCGGAAGUUUCAAGAAAAAAGCCACCUUUUUUAAUAAAGAACCUUCGCAAGAAAGAUGCCCCUAAGAAGAAGGAGCCGGAGAAACGGAACAGUUUUCCAGCGGACGAUGACCUGAAGCACCACAUGGACCACAAGAACUCCCCAAGCUAUCAGAAAGAGAACGGAGUUCCCAAAAUGCUUGGUGAUAUCUUAGGACCUGAAUUUAACCGUGUACCGCCUGGGACAUCACGUAAUGGUGAUGGUGGCUCAGAAGGGCAUGAUAGUGUGAACCCUGGCUUUGGACAUAGAACGGCCCUGAGACCUCCUGGAAGUGGGGGAGGGGAUGGGAAGAAGUCAAAGCCAUCAAGAAUAGCCAAGGAGAAGAAACCUAGUCCAGAGGAUAUUAUAGAUGCUAGUGAAUCAUUCCCUAUCCCCGGAUCGCCCACAAGUCCGAUGUUAGAUCGUACAAACAAGAAUCCUGUGGUUAGAGAGGACAAUGGACAUGUGGUGGGAAAGCCUGCUUUGAAACCUCUUCCUGCAAAACCUAGUAAACCGACCCACUGGCCGGAAAAUGGUGGACAUGACAAUUCCAAAGAGCCUCUUGGGAAAACUAAAUCACUACCUUUCUAUAACCCAGAGCACGGAGACCUAGUGGAAUCGCCAGACAAUGACAGUUUCAAAGAAUUGCCAACAUCUCCAACGGGUCGUAGUCGAGACAAGCGAAAAGACAUUGUGAGACCGUCGGUUCCUCCCCCUGCGCCACCUGCUAGGUUAGUCAGUCCUGUUGAAUCCCCAACCACCCCUAGCCCGAGGGGUUCACCAUCCAGAUCUUUUGUGAACAGUAAACCACAAAUCAUGGGGGCAAAGCCUGUUAUCAAAGGACCAAAGCCAGUCAUUACCAGCCCCAAACCUGAAAUUACUAUCCCCAAGUCAUCACACAAUGUGAACCCCAGUGUCAAGCUACGGGCUGAUAAGCGCGGAUCGGUCAGGAAGCGUGGCAUUUCGCCCAUCAAGAAUGACUCUUCUGUAGGGCAGGGUGGGAAAGCAGAGGUCUUACAGAUGGCCGAGAUGCUCUACGCUCAGACCAACAUGCUGGUCCAGAACGGCGAAUACAGCAAAUACAGCAGCGAACUGUGCUCAGAGUUGGACAACUUCUUCAAGCAGUGCACCAGGCAUGUGGACUCCGUCAUGGUCAAGGCGCGCUUCUCGUUCCGGGAAAUUCUGAACUCUCUUGAGUCGAACACGACGUUGCUGAGAGUCCGUUGGUCUUCCGCUUCCAGCAGUGAGCUGGAGAGAAUAAUUAAGGACUUGCAUGCAAAUGUGUACGUCAUACGUGGCAUCGUGCAACGGUAGCUUGACAAUGGAACUCUUCAAUUGGACAUGGCUAAUAAUUAAAACUCAAGAUAAUCACCUGCCAAUAAUCUGUCGUGCUGAGGAAAAGGAUCAACGGUCAAAAAUGUAUUGCAUGUGAGAUAAUAGUUGUAUAAAAUUGAAAUGGUAUUAUGAAGAUGCAAUUCAACUGCCCCCCCCCCC